GAAUAUAAGUCUCCAAAAGAGAUAGCUUUGCUCAUAGACCUCCACAAGGCAAUCUUGCGAAACAAUCACAAGAAAGUGAAGCAGCUCAUCGAGUCAGGAGCUGAUGUCAACGCUGUGUACAAACAGGAGACAGCCUUCACGCGCGCCUUGCAACAUGAGCAUUUCGAAGUCAUGGACGUGAUCUUGGCAUGCUACAACUUUGACCCCGAUGCCAAGAGCUUAUUCAAUAAAACCCCGUUGUUCCUCACUGCAAGAAAAGGAUACACUUACUAUGUUGAAGAGCUUUUGUUUAUGUGCGCAAACGUCGACCAACAGGACCCACAGGGAGUGACGCCAUUAAGUGCAUGCUGUUAUGACGAUUUCCAUGAGGCUGCAGAAGAGCUGAUCCGCUAUAAUGCGGAAUUAGAUACCCCAGAUGUUAAUGGUGAAACUCCACUUUUUCGAGCAUGCUCUCACGUCAGCGUCAACUGUGUGCGAGUGCUCACUGAAAACGGCUGUGACGUGAACAUCGCCAACAAAAAAUCUGGACUGACGCCACUGAUGGUAGCUCUCCCUCCUUUACGCUCCAGUCGUGCGUGGAAAAAAAAGAAAAUCACCGACAUGUUAGAGAUCUGCCGGAUGUUGAUCAAGGCUGGCUGUGACGUGGACGCUCAAGACUUCAGAGGACGCACGGCUUUGCACCAUGUUGUGGACAAGAAAGACGUCCACGGGCUUUGCUUACUAGCAGAAAACGGAUGCAAUUUGGAAGUCUGUGAUGAAAACCGUCGAACACCCUUUCAGAAAGCUCUCUAUUACACUAUGCCAGUUUUCGAGAUUUGCAGAUUUCUAGUGUACUUCGGUGCUUACUGUCGGAAGGAGUACAUGUGUUAUGAAAGAUCUGAUGAGAUCAAAGCUUUGUCGACUUUGGCCUGGACCAUGAUGGCUGCACCGCGUGAAAAAAACCCAGACAAACUCCGCGAGCAAUUUUUGCUGCUGAGAGUUUUGAGGGAAGCAACCUACCCGUACCCUGGUGGUUUUCAUUCAGGGCUAGUUGUAGAACAAUUGGACAAAAACCCCACCAUUUUAGACCAGUACAAAACAGUCGAGAGGGAAACUGAAGACUGGAUGCGUUCACGAGUGCCUGCUUCUCUCCAGUUCCAGGCACGACUGAAACUUCGAGAAAUGUUAGGAGUAAGAAACACCCUAUGUAGGAUUGACUCAUUACCUAUUGGCAAAGAUUUAAAGAGGUACCUAAAGCUCAGCCUUGAGGAAGAGCUGCCGUUAUCAAGAAGCUGCAUGCUGCAUGUGUACAUUAAGGACGUUGAGAACAAGAAGCUGAAAGACCUCGUGCAAAGUGGUGCCAAUGUCAACUUCAAGGUGGACGGCAAAACACCUCUCGCUACAGCGAUCUCGCUAAAAAAUCUUGAAGCCUGUAGGAUACUGCUGUCAUCUAGUGUCGCCUCCAUGUGUCAAAACGCGGUCAAUGUAGAAGGAGACACGCCCCUCCACUUCGCUGCUGCCUGUGGUUUCAUCGACGUUAUCGACGAUAUUAUCCAAGCAGGUGGCACUGUUAAGGCACUCAAUAAGAAUAAUUUUACGCCUCUGCGCUCCGCCGUAACGGCCGGCCAUUUUGAAAUAGCCUCGCUUCUGAUCAAACGUGGCGCAGAGGUCAAAGGUCAGGAGACCAUGACCGUUCCAUUACUCCACCUGGCGGCUGCCAGCCGCAACAUUGAGGUAGUGAAGAUGAUGCUGGAGAGAGGGGUUGAAGCUAAUCUCAGGGACGACGAAAUGAACACGCCUCUGCACAUAGUGGCCAGCCAAGCAAGGAUCUACCUAAGGAAGCAGCUAUAUCUACCAGCUCUGCAUAAGUCAGACUUAGAAGCAACCCAAGAAACAAGUGACACGGACGUGAGCAGCAGUGAAACCACGCCCACAAUUCCAGGCAAGGAGAAGUACCGGGAUAUAGCAAGGCUACUUUUGGAGCACGGAGCAGACGUCCUGGUCUACAACUCGGAGUUUUUGACGCCGUUGGAAGUGGCGGAGGAAGGAGACGACCCGGUCCUGAUUGAUAUUUUCUUGGGGUUGCCCGAAAGCCAGUCUCCCAAAGCCGCCCCCUCUUCGCUCAUAGACCUCCACAAGGCAAUCUGGGUGGAUAAUAACGAGGAGGCAAGGAAGCUCAUCCAGUCAGGCGCUGAUAUCAACACUGUGCAUGAACACGAGACAGUCUUCACGCUUGCUGUGGAAUUCGAGAAUUUUGAAAUAAUGGACGAGAUCAUGGCACGACAUGACUUUGAUCCAAUGGCCAAGAACGUGUUUGGCAGAACCCCGUUGUUCGUUACUGCAAAAAAAGGAUUCACUCGCUAUGUUGAAGAGCUUUCGUCUAUGUGCACACACGUCAACCAAAAAGACAUCAAUGGAGUGACGCCUCUGCGUGCAUGCUGUUGGGGCGAUUACCAUGAGACUGCGAAAGUGCUGAUCAGUCAUGGUGCCGACUUAAACAAUGUGGAUAAUGACGGAGAAACUCCUCUUUAUGGUGCAUGUGUGCGGACAAGCGUCAACUGUGUACGAGAGUUCCUUGCGAACGGCUGUCAAGUGGACAUGCCCGGCAAAUCUGGAGUGACGCCACUGAUGAUGGCUCUCCCUCCUAUACGCAACUUCCUUGCGUGUGAAAAUCAUAAAAUCUCCGACAUGUUAGAGAUCUGCCAGAUGCUGAUCGACGCUGGCUGUGACUUGGACGCCCAAGACUCCAGAGGACGCACAGCUUUGCACUAUGCUGUCGACUAUGGAGAUGUUUUUGGGCUUUGUUUAUUAGCAGAAAAUGGAUGUAAUUUGGAAGUCUCUGACGAAAACCACCGAACACCAUUUCAGAAUGCUCUCUUUCAAACCACGCCAGCUUUUGAGAUAGCCAGAUUCCUUGUGUACUACGGCGCAAACUGCCGAGAGGAGAUUGAGGUUUAUACUUAUGGUAAAACGAAAGUGAAGUCUCCUCUGGCGUGGGCGAUAGAGGCUGUACCGCUGGGAGUUCAACCCGACAAACUCCGUGAGCGAUAUUUGCUGCUGAAAGUUUUGAGGGAAGCAGCCUUCCCAUACCUUGGUGGUCUUUCCUCAAGCCUGGCUUUACCACAAAUGAGCAAAAAACCCCACCUUGUUGAUGAAUACAGGGCAGUUGAGAGGGAAAUUGUGGGCUGGAUGUGUUCACAAGUACCUGCUUCCCUCCUUUUCCAGACAAGGUUGAAAUUUCGUGAAACGUUAGGAGUAAGAAACACCCUAAGUAGGAUUGACUCAUUGCCUAUUAGGUCAUAUUUAAUAAAGGGCUACCUAAAGCUCGGUCUUGGGAAAGAGCUGCCGUCAUCAAGAAGCUGUAUGUUGCAUGUGUACAUUAAGGACGGAGAGAACAAAAAGCUGGAAGACCUCGUGCAAAGUGGUGCCAAUGUCAACUUCGAGGUAAACGGGAAAACACCUCUUGCUACUGCCAUCAUACUGCAAAAUGUGGAAGCUUUUAGGAUACUGUUCUCGACUGGACUCGCCUCCAUAGGUCAAAACCCGGUUAAUAAAGAAGGAGAUACGCCCUUCCACGUCGCUGCUGCCUGUGGUCUCAUUAACAUUAUCGACGAUAUCAUCCAUGCAGGCGGUUCUGUUAACGCGCCUAAUAAGAAAAGAUGCACACCUCUGCACUCCGCCGUUACAGCCGGCCAUUUUGAAGUAGCCUCGCUUCUGAUCAGACGCGGUGCUAAGGUCAAAGAUCAGGAGACGCUGAGCUUUCCAUUGCUCCAUCUGGCGGCUGCAAACCACAACACUGAAAUAGUGGAAAUGAUGCUGGAGAGAGGGGUCAAGGCUAAUCUCAGGGAUCAACAAGGGAACACGCCCCUGCACAUAGUGGCCAGCCAAGCAAACAUUUACCUGGAGCUGAAUCUACCAGCUCUGAGUGGCCGUGUAGCCAGGCCCACAAUUCAGGACAAAAAGAAGUACCGGGAUGUAGCAAGGCUACUUUUGGCGCACGGAGCAGAGCAGGUCAUGGUCUACAACUCGGAGUCUUUGACGCCGUUGGACGUGGCGGAGAAAGGAGACGAUCCGGUCCUGAUUGAUAUUCUCAAAAAUAGGUGUGCAUCGGGAAUCAGCCCUGAUGGUGGGUCCUCACGAGCAGGGUGGAAUCAGCCGACGUCAGAAUUGUGCGGCCAUUAUACUCAGAUGUUCACGCCUGAUAAAUCUCUUGGGAUAUACACUUGGAAGAUGGAUUUGCCCGAAAGCCAGUCUGCAAAAGCCGCACCCUCUUCCCUCAUAGACCUCCACAAGGCAAUCUGGGACGACAAAAAUAAGGAGGCAAGGAAGCUCAUAAAGUCAGGCGCUGAUAUCAACACUGUGCAUGAGAACGAGACAGCCUUCACUCUUGCUGUGGAAUUCGAGAAUUUUGAAAUCAUGGACGAGAUUAUGGCACGACAUGACUUUGAUCCAAUGGCCAAGAACGUAUUUGGCAGAACCCCGUUGUUCGUUACGGCAAAAAAAGGAUUCACUUGCUAUGUUAAGGAUCUAGAGAUUUUGUCUACGUGCCCAAGCAUCGACCAUCAUGACAUCAAUGGAGCUACACCCCUGAGUGCAUGCUGUUGGGGCGAUCACCAUGAGACUGCGGAAGAGCUGAUUAGUAAUGGUGCCGACUUAGACAACGUGGAUAAUGAUGGAGAAACUCCUCUUUAUGGUGCAUGCAUAAGGACCAGCAUCAACUGUGUACGAGUGCUCAUUCAGAAAGGCUGUCAAGUGAACUUGCCCGGCAAAUCUGGAGUGACGCCACUGAUGAUGUCUCUCCCGCCGAUAGGCAACUUCCUUGUGUGUGAAAAUCAUAAAAUCUCCGACAUGUUAGAGAUGUGCCAGAUGCUGAUCGACGCUGGCUGUGACUUGGACGCCCAAGACUCUACAGGACGCACGGCUUUGCACUAUGCUGUGGACUACAAAGAUGUCUUCGGUGUUUGUUUACUAGCAGAAAACGGAUGCAAUUUGGAAGUGUCUGACGUAUUCCCUCAAACACCCUUUCAGAGUGCUCUUUUUCAAACUAUGCCUGCCUUCGAGAUUGCCAGACUCCUGGUGUACUAUGGGGCAAACUGCCGAGAGGAAAUCUUGGCUUGUAGUCUUGGUAAUACGGAAGUGAAGUCUCCUCUGGCGUGGGCAAUAGAAGCUGCUCCGCUCGGAGCUCAGCCCGACAAACUCCGUGAGCGAUAUUUCCUGCUGAAAGUUUUGAAGGAAGCAACCUACCCAUACCCUGGUGGUCUGUCCUCAAGUCUGGUUUUACCACAAGUGAGCAAGAACCCCCAUCUUGUUGAUCCAUACAGGGCUAUCGAGAGGAAAACUUCGGCCUGGAUGCGUUCACGAGUACCUGCUUCCCUUCAGUUCCAGGUACGGUUGAAAAUUCGAGACAUGUUAGGAGUAAGAAACACCCUAAGUAGAAUUGACUCAUUGCCUAUUGGCGAAUAUUUGAAGAGCUACCUAAAGCUCAAUCUUGAUUUAGAGCUGCCGUUAUCAAGAAGCUGCAUGCUGCAUGUGUACAUUAAGGACGGUGAGAACAAAAAGUUGGAAAACCUCGUGCGAAAUGGUGCUCAUGUCAACUUCAUGGUAGACGGGAAAACACCUCUCGCCACAGCCGUCAUCCUGAAAAAUCUGGAAGCCUUUAAGAUAGUGUUCUCGUCUAAAAUCGCCUCCAUCGGUCACCACCCGGUUAAUAAUGAAGGAGAUACGGCCCUCCACCUCGCUGCUGCCUACGGUCUCAUCAACAUUAUCGACGAUAUCAUCCUCGCAGGCGGUUCUGUUAAAGCGCAUAAUAAGAAAAGAUACACGCCUCUGCACUCCGCCGUGACAGCCGGCCAUUUUGAAGUAGCCUCGCUUCUGAUCAGACGUGGCGCCGAGGUCAAAGGUCAGGAGACGCUGGGUUAUCCAUUGAUCCACCUGGCGGCUGCGAGCCACAACAUUGAGGUAGUGGAGAUGAUGCUGAAGAGAGGGGUCGCAGCUAAUCUGAGGGAUCAAAAAGGGAACACGCCCCUGCACAUAGUGGCCAGCCAUGCAAACAUCUACAUAAACCUGGAGCUGAAUCUACCAGCUCUGAGUGGCCGUACAGCCAGGCCCACAACUCAAGACAAGGAGAAGUACCAGGAUAUAGCAAGGCUACUUUUGGCGCACGGAGCAGAGGUCAGGGCAUACAACACGGAGUCUUUCACGCCGAUGGACGUGGCGGAAAAAGGAGACGACCCGGUCCUGGUCGAUAUUCUCAAAAGUGGUCUUCUUUCCUUUUUAGGACUGUUGUCUAUGGGCGCAGACGUCGACCAACAGGACGUCCAGGGGGUGACGCCUCUAGGUGCAUGCUGUUGGGACGAUUUCCAUGAGACUUCGAAAGAGCUGAUUCGUUAUAAAGCCAAAAUGAACACCCCGGAUGUUAAUGGAGGAACUCCACUUUUUCGUGCAUGUGCUUACGUCAGCGUCAACUGUGUGCGAGUGCUCACUGAGAACGGCUGUGACGUGAACAUCGCCAGCAAAAGAUUUGGACUGACACCAUUAAUGGUAGCUCUGCCGUCUUUACGCUGCAGUCAUGUGUGUAAGAAAAAGAAAAUCUCCGACACGUUAGAGAUCUGCCAGAUGUUGAUCAAGGCUGGCUGUGACGUGGACGCUCAAGACUUCAGAGGACGCACGGCUUUGCACCAUGUUGUGGACAACAGAGAUGUUUUUGGGCUUUGUUUACUAGCAGAAAACGGAUGCAAUUUGGAAGUCUGUGACGAAAAAUGUCGAACACCAUUUCAGAAAGCUCUCUUUGACGAUAGGCCAGCUUACGAGGCUGCCAGAUUUCUUGUGUACUACGGUGCAAACUGUCGAGAGGAGAUCGAGGUUCAUUGUAACGGUAAAACGGAAGUGAAGUCUCCUCUGGCGUGGGCGAUGGAGACUAUACUGCAGGCAGACCACCGCUACCAAAUCUAUGAGCGACAUUUGCUGCUGAGAGUUUUGAGGAAAGCAACCUACCCAUACAGUGGUGGUCUUUCAUCAACAAGUCUGAGUUUACCUAAAAUGUUCGAAAGCCUUGACUUUGUUCAUCUAUAUAUGGCAUUCGAUAAUGAAACUGUGGAUUGGAUGCACUCAUCAGUAGCUGCUUCCCUUCAGUUCCAGGCACAGCUGAAACUUCGAGAAAUGUUAGGAGUAAGAAACACCCUAAGUAGGAUUGACUCAUUGCCUGUUGGGAAAUAUUUAAAGAGACACCUUAUGCUUGGUCUUGAGGAAGAGCUGCCGUUAUCAAGAAGCUGCAUGGUGCAUGUGUACAUUAGGGACAGAGAGAACAGAAAGCUGGAAGUCAUGGUGGAAAAUGGUGCUUAUGUCAACAUCAUGGUAGGUGGGUUCACCCCUCUGGGUACAGCCAUCAGAGAAAAGAACUUGGAAGCCUUUAGGAUACUGGUCUCAAAGUCCAAAGUCGCCUCCAUUUGUCAAAACCCGGUCAGUGUAGAAGGUGACACGCCCCUCCACGCCGCUGCCUCAUUUGGUUUCAUCGACGUUAUCGGCGAUAUCAUCCAAGCAGGCGGUUCUGUUAAAGCGCUCAAUAAGUUAAGGUACACUCCUCUGCACUGCGCUGUGAUAGCCGGCCAUUUUGAAGUAGCCUCGCUUUUGAUCAGACGUGGCGCUGAGGUCAAAGGUCAGGAGACGCUGGGCUAUCCAUUGCUCCACCUGGCAGCUGGGAGCCGCAACACUGAGGUAGUGGAGAUGAUGCUGGAGAGAGGGGUGGAAGCUAAUCUCAGGGAUCAUCAAGGGAACACACCGCUGCACAUAGUGGCCAGCCAAGCAAAUAUCUACUUAAACCAGCAAAUAUUGCUUCCAGCUCUGUACAAGUUAGAUGAGUUAUGCUUUAUAGACUCAAUCGGCACGAUCGGGAGCAGUCGUGAAGCCAGGCCCCCAAUACCAGGCAAGGAGAAGUACCGGGAUGUAGCAAGACUACUUUUGGAGCACGGAGCAAACAUCAGGACCUACAACUCGGAAUCUUUGACGCCUUUGGACGUGGCGGAGAAAGGAGACGAUCCGGUCCUGAUUGAUAUUCUCAAAAAGAGGGUUUAAUGAUGAUGAUGGCUAUUGCUUUGUCGUUUAUUUGCUUUCAUGUCAAUUUCAUUUUCUUUCAAUUUUAUACUCUCUCUGUGCCUGACUUCGUUUCGCUUUUUCUAAAAAAAAAAAAGAAAUAGUAUCUUACCACCGGGCAAGUUUUACUUCAUUUUACUUAUAUACGUUAUACUUUU
Messenger RNA from Aplysia californica (California sea hare), 8225 nucleotides. RefSeq lists its product as uncharacterized. NCBI's taxonomy places the organism in Eukaryota, Metazoa, Mollusca, Gastropoda, Aplysiida, Aplysiidae. Bases 172 to 8049 code for a protein of 2625 amino acids. Gene Ontology annotation, molecular function: protein binding. The transcript is spliced from 13 exons. The record is from RefSeq and is a predicted model, not a curated record.